AUGUCAAUUCAGAUAGAUUGGCAGCGGCUAAUUGAGGAUGCCGAGGUUGUAGAGAAUAGACUCAAAGAAUUUCUAGAUGAGCAGUUUCAGCGCAUUGAUCUCCCGCCGUUCAUUCAGUCGCUCUCGGUGUCGUCUUUCAAGCUUGGAGGUAUUCCACCAGAGAUAACUAUCCGGCACAUCUCAGACCCAUUCCCUGAGUUUUAUGAAGAAGAAGACUCUGACACCGAUGGAGAGGCUAGCUCGAAGAAUACUACCCCGACCCCCAAAGGUCACGGUUCUCUGAAGGACCCGUCGAAACGACUAAGAGCCUCUAGGCUAAUGAGCCCGGUAAGCGAAAUACCAACAAAACCUUUUGGAAGAACAUCGACUCCUUCUGGAUCACUCAAUUACUUUCCACAUAACCAUGGAAGCCAACCAAACGAGCUCUCAACUGCCGCUAAUGAUAUCUCACAGAUUAUAGACGAGCAGGAUGGGUUUGAGUCCGCAGAAAACUCUGAAAGUAUUGAAAAAGAGUCUUUUGAGGAUCUUGGGCUCGAUGAAACAUACUCACCGCUGGAUGCGCAGAUGUUUGUUGAACUUCGAUAUGCAGGCGAUACGCAGCUCGGAGUGGCAGCUACCUUACUCGUAAACUAUCCCGCUCCUGGGUUCAUUUCUCUACCGCUUGAGUUUAAGAUUACAGGACUCGAGAUACAUUCUUUGGCGGUCAUUGCAUAUAUAAAAAAACGGGUGCAUUUGAGCAUUUUGUGUGAUAUUGACGGAAAUGAUCAGAUGUCCAGCGACGAUGUCAAGGUAAUAACACAGCUCAAUAUGGAGUCGAAAAUUGGUGAUCAUGGCGAAAAUGGUGCGGUACUACGCAAUGUGAGCAAGGUGGAACAGUUUAUUCUCGAGCAGUUGAGGAGAGUUUUAAGAGAUGAGUUAGUCUGGCCUGGAUGGAUCACUCUCGAGCUCUAA
Molecule: messenger RNA, 951 nt
Organism: Wickerhamiella sorbophila
Lineage: Eukaryota; Fungi; Ascomycota; Dipodascomycetes; Dipodascales; Trichomonascaceae
Product: Mitochondrial distribution and morphology protein 12
Exons: 1
Coding region: 1-951 (316 amino acids)
Biological process (GO): mitochondrion organization; phospholipid transport
Cellular component (GO): ERMES complex
Molecular function (GO): lipid binding
Source: RefSeq, a predicted model, not a curated record